AUGUCUGGCAAAGUUGGCGGCAAAUCCAAGUCUGGCAAGGCGUCUGGUGCUGAGGGCUCCAGCAAGUCUCAGUCUCGCUCUGCGAAGGCUGGCCUCCAGUUCCCUGUCGGUCGUGUCCACCGUCUGUUGAAGCGAGGGAACUACGCGCAGCGUGUUGGUGCUGGUGCACCAGUCUACCUGGCUGCUGUUCUCGAAUAUCUUGCCGCUGAGAUCCUUGAGCUUGCUGGCAAUGCCGCUCGCGACAACAAGAAACAACGUAUCGUCCCACGUCAUCUCCAACUCGCUAUUCGGAAUGACGAGGAGCUUAACAAGCUUCUGGGCGAUGUCGUGAUCUCACAGGGUGGUGUUGUACCAUUCAUCAACCCUGAGCUUCUUCCUAGCAAAACACAAAAGGGCAAGAAGGAGUCUCAAGAGGUUUAG
Messenger RNA from Heterobasidion irregulare TC 32-1, 420 nucleotides. RefSeq lists its product as uncharacterized. The transcript is spliced from 4 exons. The record is from RefSeq and is a predicted model, not a curated record. Bases 1 to 420 code for a protein of 139 amino acids. Gene Ontology annotation, molecular function: structural constituent of chromatin; protein heterodimerization activity; DNA binding. NCBI's taxonomy places the organism in Eukaryota, Fungi, Basidiomycota, Agaricomycetes, Russulales, Bondarzewiaceae. Gene Ontology annotation, cellular component: nucleosome.